AUGCACUCACCUCGAUUUCAGAUUGAAAAGGGAAGAAAAUCGAAGGAAGAAGAUGAACAGGACGAAACAGCGAAGAACAACGACGCAACAGCCACCAACCACGACCGAGGCUCCAAAACAACGACGAACAGGCCUCAAUCGAUCGACAAUCACCUCAACUCACUUCUCCUCUCAACUUCUGUUCGCUACACGACAAAAACGAGGAAGAGGAAGCGGAUGCGCGACUUUUUAUCCAAGACUCAAGGGUUUCCGACCCAAACCGGACCUAAACCGGAUUUCAAUUGA
This is a messenger RNA of Microthlaspi erraticum, 285 nucleotides long. The record is from the annotation of a GenBank genome assembly. NCBI's taxonomy places the organism in Eukaryota, Viridiplantae, Streptophyta, Magnoliopsida, Brassicales, Brassicaceae.